Molecule: messenger RNA, 2221 nt
Organism: Pezoporus flaviventris
Lineage: Eukaryota; Metazoa; Chordata; Aves; Psittaciformes; Psittacidae
Gene: PIGQ
Product: phosphatidylinositol glycan anchor biosynthesis class Q
Exons: 11
Coding region: 214-1983 (589 amino acids)
Biological process (GO): GPI anchor biosynthetic process
Cellular component (GO): membrane; endoplasmic reticulum
Source: RefSeq, a predicted model, not a curated record
GGGGAGGCACGGCGGUGCUGUUGUCUGUCAGCUCAGCCUGCCCUAAGAGCGCGUGUGAAACCCACAGAAAGAUGGAUGAGCCCGAAACUGGUGAGGUUUGUGGGCAUAUAGUCCUGCUCCUGCACCCCUGGGGCAGCCAAGACCAGCUUGCUGCUGCCUUCGGUAUCUCCUGGCCUGAUGGCCUGAACCCUGUGGGAGACCUCACGAUGCUUGAUGAUCUUCAGGGUGUUCCGUUCUUCCAGCAUCACUGCCAUGGUACUUAAGGUCUUCUUCCCGUCAUGCUGCUCCUCAGCAGAAAGUGGCAUCUUGGUCGGCCGCUGGCUCUCAGAGCAGAGCUCUGCUGUCAUCCUUGCCGUGGUGCAUUUCCCUUUCAUUCCUUUCCAGGUGAAGCAGUAUCUCAGUGAAGUCCAGCAAGUGACUAAAGUCAGUGUUUCUGUGCUCGGCUCCUGGAGCAACAGCAAGCAGGAGAAAGAAGAGAAUCUCAGUAAGUUCUUGGAAGACCUUGGGACAAUAUUCUCCCAUGAGCCGUGGAUUCAGAUAAGCAAAGAGGGAGACAGCAAAUUCUGGAGCUGUUCUACUUUUCAGAAACACUCUAACAACCCUAAGGAGGAAGAAGUCAUCUUAAUAUACUAUGACCAGCGCAAAGUCAUGCUUUCCCAUCUGCAUCCAUCUUUGGACACAGCUACCUCCACUGACCACGAGACAGAUGAUGCUUCAAAGCUCUCUGCCAUCUUCCACACAGUUGCAAAGAGUAAGAUACUCUUCAUGACAGACAGGUAUGACGAUGGGCCCAUCAAGCUGACCCACUGGCAGUCAGAUGGCGCUGAAGCCAGUAUCAUUGUGGAGCUGAUGAAGCAGGCCUCUGUGCCUGCCUGCAUGCUGCUGACAUUCCUGCUUUCACUUGUCUCUGGAAUCUGCAGGAGCAGGGUGCUCAAGUUUUGGCCUUUGUCUUUCUUAUGGAGCAAACUCUCAACUUGUGAGCAGCUGGGACAUCGCCUCCAGCACCUCCAGGUCAUCAGCAGUAACAAGAAGGCUCAAACCCAGACUCAACUCAUGAGGAAAGCCAACAUCUUUGUCUCUCUGCUGAUUGAUGUGGCUCUGGGGAUACUACUGAUUUCCUGGCUGUAUAGAAAGAACCGAAUUGGUCACCUUGCUGACACUCUCAUCCCUGUGGCUGAUCAUGUAGCUGAAGAGCUCCAGGACCUACUUCAGUGGCUAAUGGGAGCUCCAGCUGGACUGAAAAUGAACCGAGCUUUGGACCAGGUUUUGGGACGCUUCUUCCUUUACCACAUCCAUCUUUGGAUAAGCUACAUACACCUGAUGUCCCCAUUCAUUGAGAUGAUCCUCUGGUAUGUGGGUCUGUCAGCUUGUCUGGGCCUGACCAUGGCUCUCUGCAUUCUUUCCGACAUCAUUGCACUUCUGACCUUCCACAUCUACUGCUUCUAUGUCUAUGGAGCCAGGCUCUACUGCCUGAAGAUUUACGGCCUGUCAUCGCUCUGGCGCUUGUUCCGUGGGAAGAAGUGGAAUGUCCUUCGGCAGCGGGUGGAUUCCUGCUCCUAUGACUUGGACCAGUUAUUUAUUGGCACUUUGCUAUUCACAAUCCUGCUGUUCCUCCUGCCUACAACUGCACUCUAUUAUUUGGUGUUUACCCUGCUCCGUUUGCUGGUGGUGAUUGUGCAAGGCUUCAUCUACUUGCUGGUGAACCUGAUUGACUCUCUGCCUCUUUAUUCAAUCCUCCUUCGGCUCUGCAGACCCUACAGGCUCGCAGCUGGUGUGAAGUUCAGAGUCCUGGAGCAGCAGGAUGGAAAACCUCUUCGCCUCCUUAUGCAGAUCAACCCUCUGUCAUAUGGCAGCGUGGUACAGACAUACAGGCUGCCAACCUACAGCUGUUACCCCAAGGAUUCCUGGACAUCUCUCUGCAAGAAGCUGUUCCUUGGAGAGCUCAUCUACCCUUGGAAACACAAAGGAGAGAAGCAGGACUAAAGACAGCAAAAGAGCUUGAGACACAUGGUCAGACAAAGAAAUUGAAUCCUAAUGCUUUUGGACCAAAGGCAUCUCAGAGCCAGCAACUGCUACAUCCCCUUAAUUAGACUUUGGUAACCUGGAGGGGCUAAGGUUUUAAAGUCAGGUAUUUUUAGAUGUUAUUUUUCAAUUUUGCUUUUCUGCUACAGUGUGUUCAUGUCAUAUGGUAAUGCUUAUUUUUGAAGCAAAAGGUUAACCC